This is a messenger RNA of Puccinia graminis f. sp. tritici CRL 75-36-700-3, 1216 nucleotides long. RefSeq lists its product as uncharacterized. Lineage: Eukaryota; Fungi; Basidiomycota; Pucciniomycetes; Pucciniales; Pucciniaceae. The coding region runs from base 166 to 885 and encodes 239 amino acids. The transcript has 5 exons. The record is from RefSeq and is a predicted model, not a curated record.
ACUCGGUCCACUUCUAUGUGUGUCACCUUAGCUGAGUUUGUUCACGGCAUUAAAGUCAACUGUAGUAUUGUGGCCGACACUCAAUCACUCCUUCGACCUGUUCCUCCUCGAGCUGCAACUGAGGCCUCGUGUACUUGCCUGUAAAACAACAUUCGCUCAACACGGAUGUUUCUCAAAGCCGUGGCAGUGCUGAUUCAGCUAGCUGUCUUGUUACCCCCAUCUUUAAUUUCUGGGAAGCCUGACUGCCCGCCCCGGAAGGUCCCAGAUGCGUCUGCUCUCAAGGAGGCGAUGAACGCAUUCGUCAUCGGUGGCGUUGUCCCGGACCUGUUGCCUCAAUUCACCCCGCUGGCCAUCAUGAGAUUAAUCUAUCAACCCAACCCGUUCGGUACCGUCUUCUUUCCCGGCCAACGCGUCCCACAAUCCUUGACUCGCGAGCAACCCACAAUCAGGAUUCGGCUGCCUCCUUAUGAGUCUUCCGCUUCUUCCGCCUUGUCUCCCGAUUUUGAUUACACGUUUAUCAUGAUCGAUCCGGAUGUUCCCAGCAGAGUUAAUUCUACUAUGGGACCGUUCCGACACAUGCUAUCAACCGAGGUGAAGCUGGUACCGAAUGCGCCAUACUUCGACCUAGAGUUCCCCGACAAGCUGCUCAGUCCAUACUCCCCGCCAACCCCUCCAGAAGCAUCGGGCUUCCAUCGAUACACCUUCUUGCUCUAUCCCGGCCAGCCUUCGCCCGAAUCGAUCGACGAUUUCGAACACAAAUACCCCUCCCGAUAUCACUUCAAUUUGCGCCAGUUCGUCGCUGAGGCUGGGCUUUGUGACCCGAUUGCCGGGAUCUUCAUGUUCACGGAAAACUCGAAAGACGAAGCCAAAAAUUUGGUGCAUUGAAUACCCCUCUCCAUCCUCUUCUUAUGUCAGACUAUCCUUGUUGCCAUUAAUGUAUUGUCCAGACUUGCAAUCAAGACAUCCUCACCUGCUCUCUGCACGUGUUGUGACGAUUUCAUCUGGCUUCUGAAAGUACAUAGUCCUGUUUUUGUCCUUCACUGGAAUGGAUCUUAUACUUGAGCAUUGAUGAAACAUUAAAACUGUACUUCGAGUACAUACAACAACCUUGUUUCUCUGUAUUUGUCUCAUAGAGCCAGACUACAAGUCACUUCCUUUGUUUCAGCUGGAAGAUGUCCAAUAUAAAUAGUAGCGCAUCUCUCCAGAGUUGCCACAA